UUUCAGCCGGUGUGGAGCUGGCUUGUCCGCACACAGACCCCCCUCAGCUCAGCGGGGCUCUGCCGGGAUGAGGUGCGUGUCGCUGCCUGUUGUGCGUCUUCGGUGCAUCGCUUUUUUACCUUGCCUCGCGGCGGAAAAACAAACCAAACAAACUGAGCGCAGGAGAAAAAGCGAAGCCACACACGCGGACGUAGAUGCGCGCGGAAGCAGGGGACACAGGAGAUCUGAGAGAAAGUGACUCUGCAAACACUUUUUGUUCGGAGACUCGCCUCUGAAUCGGCGCUGCUCGGUCGGCUCUUUGUGCUGCGGGCGGCAGCGUUUCCAUUUUGGGCAGAGAGUCCUCCAAGAUAGAUUCCCUCAGGAGUAAAGUGGACUUGCUGCGCCUGCCACUCGCCCUCUCGUCCAAGUCCAUCAGCAACCGCAAGAGCCAGUUGGGCGUGGUCUGGGAGAAGGGCGGCGGCUCGGGGACAGGGGUGACUCUGAAACUCCGCCCACCGCCGGCCACUGACAUGGACAACGAGUCGACGUACUCGGGAUACUCCUACAAGUCGUCCCACUCACGGACUUCCCGCAAACACAGAGAGCGAAGGGACAGGCAUCACUCCAAGAGUCGUGACAGCAGCAGCCGUGGAGACAAAUCCGUGAUCAUCCAGGCUCCAGGGGAGCCGCUGCUGGAUGCCGAGUCCACUAGGGGAGAAGAAAGGGAUGACAACUGGGGCGAGACCAACACUGUGGUCACGGGCACAUCUGUGGAUAGCAUCUCCAACGAGGACCUGACACGGAUCUCCAAGGACAUAGACGAGUCUUUGCCGCUAGAGUGCCGUCGUUAUGUCAGCCCAGCGCUGGGUGCCAUUCUGGGCCUCCUCUCCCUAAUCACUCCUCUAGCCUUCCUUGCCCUCCCACAGCUCUUGUGGCGGGACACGCUGGACCCUUGCGGCACGCCAUGUGAAGGUCUCUACAUUUCCUUGGCCUUCAAGCUCCUGAUCCUCCUCAUCUCCACAUGGGCGCUGUUUCUCCGUCCGCCCAGAGCCACUCUGCCGCGCUUUUUUGUCUUUCGCUGUCUGCUGCUGGCGCUGGUCUUUCUCUUCGUGGCGUCCUAUUGGCUCUUCUACGGUGUACGGGUGCUGGAGCCCAGAGAGACUGACUACAGGGGGAUUGUGGGAUAUGCAGCCUCUUUGGUGGAUGCGCUGCUGUUCAUUCAGUAUCUGGCCCUGGUGCUGUUGGAGGUCAGGCACCUGCAGCCCACUUUCUGUCUAAAGGUUGUGAGGAGCACAGAUGGAGUCAGCCGUUUCUACAAUGUGGGACAUCUCAGUAUCCAGCGAGCAGCAGUGUGGGUUCUAGACCAGUACUACAGCGACUUCCCCGUCCACAACCCCGCUCUGCUUAACCUCCCCAAGUCCAUCCUCACCAAGAAGAUGUCAGCCUUCAAAGUCUACAACUUGGGUGAAGACAACAGCACCAAUAACUCCACCGGGCAGUCCAGGGCUAUGAUCGCAGCCGCUGCCCGGAGAAGAGACAACUCUCACAACGAGUACUACUAUGAGGAGGCAGAGGUGGAGCGAAGGGUCCGCAAACGUAAAGCUAGGCUGGUGGUAGCAGUAGAAGAGGCAUUCACCCACAUCAAACGUCAUCAGGAAGAAGAGGCGACUGCGUCCUCUCCCAAACACCCGCGGGAGGUGAUGGACCCCAGGGAGGCAGCUCAGGCCAUCUUUGCCCCCAUGGCACGGGCCAUGCAGAAAUACCUCCGUGCCACCAGACAGCAGUCUUACCACAGCAUGGAGAACAUCAUCAACCAUCUUCAAUUCUGCAUUACACACAACAUGACCCCCAAGGCCUUCCUCGAGCGUUACCUCAUCCCAGGUCCCACUCUCCAGUAUCUAGACAACAGCAGGGGGCGCCAAUGGACACUAGUGAGUGAGGAGCCAGUGACGGCCUCUUUGCGCCAGGGCCAGGUCUUCUGCCUGAGACGCCUCGACUUCUCCCUGGUUGUCACAGUAACGUCCCUUCCCUUUCUGCGUCUUGGCGAGGAGUUCAUUGACCCCAAAAGCCACAAGUUUGUCAUGAAGCUCCAGUCAGAGACAUCUGUGUAGAAGGACGAUGCAAAGAGGAGGAGCAGAAAAGUGAAUCAUAGAUGCCAGCAUUCAGGGUUCUUUUUUUUCAAUACUUUUUGGUAUUGCAUAGUUGUUAUUUCAUGGUCACAACUGCAUGUCAAUCUGUCACCCAAGUACACACAGCUGAAAAUAUGACAGACAAAGAUAAGGCAAGGCAAGGCAAGUUUUAAGGGCUGGCAUGUUCCUCUUUUGGUAGACCGAGUCAUCUGACUCUUAAGAACGCUGACUGCUCACUUCUGAUAAAGCACCGCGGAUUGUUUCCAGUUCCCGUCACAGUGAAAGACACAGUUCUUUAAUAGUACUCAGCGUUCUUAACAUUUUAUGUACAAAUAUAAUGAGUUAUCCUGGAAAAAAUAAGUUUGUAAUUUGUGUCUCGUUUAUCCAGUGUAAUAUACACAAGAGGGACUUCCAGUGGCUUUAGACAUUCAGGUUUGUUUAGUGUGAAGAACACUAUUUCUUAGUUCCUUUUUCCUCUUUGACCUUAGGUAUGAAUGUGGCCUUUACAGGCAGUCAGUUAACAGAAAAAGUAACUAGACGUCUUCCUGGAAUUAUCUCAACUUUUGCCUGAAUUGACCUAUUGAAAGGGCAAUGAAACCGUUUUGCUUUUGUUGUUCAGCUGUGCCUUUAUAUUUGGUAUUAUGUCUGUGAUUUCCUAACUUUCCUAUUCUGUGAGAGCAAAUACAACAAUUAAAGCACAAAGUAGCAUCCAGUUACUGUGGGACCAGAUUAUAUUUAGUGACACAGUAAUUUAAGUCUAGAUAACACUAAUUUCACAACGCUACGGCUUUGAUUACAGGCGUAUGAGCCCAGUUGGACUCAGAAGGAUCACUUUAUAGCAACUGGUUGAACGGAAGACAAUUAAUUUUCAGUUUUCACUGUUUAAAUCUAUGGUGCAGAUCAUUUGUCUCCCCCUUUUGGCAGUCAGUCUAUCACACAAACACUGUCCCCUACACUGUCUACUCCCUCAGUCCCUUCUCUUCCGUUAGUGCUAACCACCUAGAAAAAGCCACAGCAGUGCGAAUUUGUGGUUGUCAGUCUGCUUCAUUGUUCAUGAUCCUGCUCUACGCUGAAUUCGUAGAACCCAGGUUACAUUCAUAACCCUUAUCUAGCCACCAUACUCCUGGUGGCCGUAAGUUACUACAGCUGUGCUGCCAUGUGUGUUGUUGUGUUGCUCCCUUCUUCACCUCAGGCAUACAUUUCCGCUUGAGACACUCUUGCCGAAGCGGGAAUCUCGCCGCAUUCCUCUCUGACAAACCGAUCGCUGCUGACUGAAGUGAAUUCAUCAGGCUCAUGGACCCUUAUAGCGCAAAACGCCACUUCCAGUGCCAGAGAUUUAAGACUCGGAUAUGGGGUUAUAUACGUAGAGAUUUACCUGGUGCUGAUUAGUCCACACAGUCGCCCAAUUCGGCUUUAAGUGCUUUAAGAUUAUCUCUUUCCAAAUCAUGGAAGAGGUGCAGCUGUUUAGUAGCAGAUGAUAAAGCUGUGAACUGUGCGUGUGGAGGUUCCCACAAAGGCCUGGUAAGAUCGAUUACUAUAUUGUUUUCUUCUGACUACUUUUUUCAGGUCUUUAAUGUAAACACUUCUGUAAACACUGGAGGUUAACAGGUCAGUCCAGUCAUUGGGUUGAGAUACGUCUGUAUGUCUUUUCUACACUACAUGUAGAUAUUGUGCAAGCGGUUAAUGUGUACAUUUUGAUGCCAUUUUCUAAGAUCUUAUUUUCAUGUUUGUUUUUUGUUGUGCUGAAACUAAGCUCCUAACCCCUGUCUCUAAAAGAUACCGCCUUUUAAAGUAAGACUGCUUACUGAAGUAAAAUGUUUUUAAAUAAAUGUUUUCUUGUGAAGUGA
This is a messenger RNA of Mugil cephalus (flathead mullet), 3955 nucleotides long. RefSeq names its product vang-like protein 2. The record is from RefSeq and is a predicted model, not a curated record. Gene Ontology annotation, biological process: multicellular organism development; establishment of planar polarity; Wnt signaling pathway, planar cell polarity pathway. The transcript has 8 exons. NCBI's taxonomy places the organism in Eukaryota, Metazoa, Chordata, Actinopteri, Mugiliformes, Mugilidae. Gene Ontology annotation, cellular component: plasma membrane. Bases 510 to 2090 code for a protein of 526 amino acids.